Durusdinium trenchii is the source of this 1018-nucleotide messenger RNA. The record is from the annotation of a GenBank genome assembly. Lineage: Eukaryota; Dinophyceae; Suessiales; Symbiodiniaceae.
UAGAAGUCUGGGGGAAAGGUGUCGUUUGACAACGGUUGCACAAACAGCCAAGUGCUUUUGCCAUCAGUAAUUUGGAAAUAACAUGAAAUAAAUGCACAUGGGAUUGCAGGUGGUGAACAAUUUGAAGCUGUUUUUCUCAUGGGGGAAAGGUAAACAUGAGGGAAACCGUCAGUGGAUUAGCUUUGGGGAUCAUCCGAUAGAAUUGGAACGAUGCAGAGAAGAUGAGCAUAGCCUUUCUGGGACUUCUGGACUUAAUUUUUGAAACCUACGUUUGCAGUGUAGGCUGUACAAAAGAUGUGCCAAAGCGAGGACCUUAAUUAGCUCGGUGCUGCAGGGCUGCUGGUGUAGGCUGAUUCGCUGCUUCGCGAUGUGACCGAUCGCAGCGAUCAAGUCCUGCAUCCUUUGAUGUUUGGUGAAACUGAACCAUACUGACCCCGUUAUGUUGAGUAUACCCUGGGAACAGUGACCACACCAGCGUUUUGUUCUUUGCACGGCUUGUGUGGUUCAUUAGCCGAGAGCUAACAUGAAUGAUGUUUUCUGCUCAAGCAGAGGAUUGUGCGAAGCUUUCACUCGCGGUCACUUCUGCAUCAUGUUGGGAGGGUUGUACCCGGCGGAGCAGGGAACCCUGAAGCGUUUGAUGGAAAAGAAGAUGACCGAAGGCCAUGAGAGUUUCAACGACACGGAGAAGGAAUCCUAUGGACGCUUGAUCGUAAAAGCCGAGCAGUGGGAGGUGAAAGAGCUUCAAGAUGAACUGAAGCAGGAGUUAAAUGCCAGCCAAAAGGACGAGGAGGUUCCUCCCGUUGAGCUUCAGGCUGAGAGUGCAAAGCAGAGUGUUUGUGGAGAGUGUUCAAUCCUUUAAAGGUGACAGCCGGGUUAGUUUCGCCUCAUUCGUUUCACGCGAACUUUGUAAAUUAAUUCGUCCAAUUUCGCUGGUCAUGGGAACCUCUGAGACUGCAGGCAAAAUGAGAGACCUGGGACCGACCGUUCCGCCGUUCCGCCGUUCCGUGCUGGGACGCCC